Molecule: messenger RNA, 1657 nt
Organism: Poecilia latipinna (sailfin molly)
Lineage: Eukaryota; Metazoa; Chordata; Actinopteri; Cyprinodontiformes; Poeciliidae
Gene: ndufv3
Product: NADH:ubiquinone oxidoreductase subunit V3
Exons: 4
Coding region: 147-1568 (473 amino acids)
Biological process (GO): mitochondrial ATP synthesis coupled electron transport
Cellular component (GO): respiratory chain complex I; mitochondrion
Source: RefSeq, a predicted model, not a curated record
AAUAAGGUAUGAGACUGACAGCGGUCCGUCCCGCCCCUUUCUGUUUGCUGCAGCGAGGUGGACUUGCGUGCAGCUGCCUCUUCGUGGAACCAUUGCAUUAACCACAGAGGUUGAGGCCAGUCGGAACAAAACAGUUGGAACACAAAAUGGCUGCCUGGUUGCUGCGUUCAAGCCGACUUGGUGCUCUCAAGUUCGACAGCUGGGGCUCUCUGAGACGUUACCCACUUGCUUUGUUCUGCAGUGAAGCUAAAGAGCCAGUAAAACCAGUGAAAAAUGCAAAGGAUCCAGACAAGACAGGUGAAGAUGAGAGGGCAGCUAUGUGGACUUACAAGACUGCUGUGGCCUUUCCAGUUAAAUUAUCGGAUCCUGGAGUUUUGCCACCUUUCCUAGGUGUAACUAAAGAGCCAGUCCGCUUCACUGCCACAUCAGAAAAAGCUGCAGCAGCAGCAUCUGUUGCUGCUUCCACUAAAUCUGCUGGAGAAAAAUCAUCGGCUGUCACUGCUUCAUCUGAUCUGUGUCAAAGUCAAGAAGAAGGUUCUCAGAUACUUGCUCACGAUACUUUACCGGUAUUUGUAGCAGCUGAAGAAGCUUCAGUCGAGGAACUUUGUAAAGGCUCCGUACCGGGAGACGUUCCUGCCCUUGCUGUGAGCGUGCACGAUGUUGUAAAACCAACUAUGGUUUCUGCUAGGCUUGGGGAUUCAGCAGCUGAGGAACUGUCUUCCUCAUCAUCCAGCGACUCUGAUACAGACUCAGACUCAGACUCAGACUCUGAGAGCAUUCCUGAAGACGAGAAUUUGGAGGUAGAAACUGAAACCAGAAGCUUUUCUUUGGAAUUGCAACAACCGGGUCUUCAAGAGCAGAGAGAAAUUAAAGAGCUUAUAGUUAGUGGAGUGGCUAAGGGCCUUCCUAGUGCAGAGGAAGCAGCAGAUCAGUCUGUAGUCCAGGCCUCCACAGAUAAUUUGCGAGACUCGGCCUUCGAUGUCCUUACUGCUACAAAAAAUGCAGCUGAGCUCACCAGUUCAGAUUUGCCAACCCAUACUGCUCCUGCCGAUACCCUGUGUGAAGCUCCAGCUGUACCUGUGGAGCAACAUGAAGCUCCAGACAAAGCCCAGUCUAAUUCUCCUUUAAAAGCAGUAGAUGCGCUUACAGAACUGGAACAAGGCUUAGGGGAUGCUGGUGAAGAAUCGUGUGGGAAAACGUCUACUAUCGGGGCUGUACAGUCGAAGGCCGUCUCUGCUGAAGUAGCUGCUGACCAUCCAGCUGAAGUAGCUGCUGACCAUCCAGCUGAAGUAGCUGCUGACCAUCCAGCUGAAGUUGGCACCUCUGUUGAGCUGGAGGACUCUGCCCAGGUGCUAGUGGAAGCUACUGGAGAGGAGCUGCAUGCCGAGACCCCUGCUGAACGGCCUGAGGAGUCGGCAGCAGUACCGCCGGAGCCUUUUGACAACAGCACUUACAAGAACUACCAGCACCACAGCUACACCAGCUUCACAUUUGCAGACCUGGAUGUGGAGAUGGCCAAGUAUCGUCUCCCUCAGCCCUCGUCCGGCAGACCGUCACCCAGACACUAGGGAGUAGGUGGUGUGGACAGCGGUGGUGGCGAUCUUGCGAAACCAGUUGUUAAAGUGUGUUAUGAUUAAAGAAGUGUAAGAAAUGAAGU